AUGGCUGGGCCGAAUCAAUCAACAGCAGCACCAGCCCCGCUCGGCUGGGAUCACGACCGGGAUAUCAACCGCAGCCCUGACCUCUCCGAUAAAUCAGAGGAGCCUAAGCUGAAGGACUAUGACAUUGAGAGUCAUGGUCGUCGCCGCAGUUCGCAACAUGUUCAUGCGCUCGACUCUUCUUCCACGACGGAAAGUGUCGGGCGCCAGAUUGAGCUGGAGUCGGAGAAUACUAUCAAGUACCGCACACUGCUGCGUUGCUCUUCUCCGGAGUACAUCUGUCUGGCUAUUAUGUCCUUCCCCUGGUCAUAUUCCAUUCUGGGCCUUGUCCCGGGUUUGAUUUUGACGGUGGUGAUUGCUGGAAUCGUCUUGUAUACCUCGCUGAUUAUCUGGAGAUUCUGUCUGCGACACCCUGAAGUCCGCGACGUAUGUGACAUUGGCCAGUACCUAUUCUGGGACUCCAAGAUCGCCUGGUGGGCCACAGCAGUGAUGUUCCUCUUGAACAACACCUUCAUCCAAGGCCUGCACUGUGUCGUAGGCGCCGAAUACCUGAACACAAUGUCCAACGGCGCCGUCUGCACAGUGGUUUUCUCACUGAUUGUGGCCAUCAUUUCGUGGAUCUUCUCGCUGCCACGUACAUUCAGCGCCCUAUCCAAGGUAGCAACCUUAUCAGCAUUCUUUACCUUCGUCUCCGUCAUCCUAGCCGCCGUCUUCGCUGGAGUCGAAGACCAUCCUAAGGGAUACACUCCGGCAGACGGGGACCCGAUUUUCCUCGCCAUCCCUCCCAAGGGCACGACCUUCGUGCAGGGCAUGAACGCGUUCCUGAAUAUCAGCUAUACCUUCAUUGGCCAGAUCACUCUGCCCAGUUUCAUCGCUGAGAUGAAGGAGCCCCGCGAUUUCUGGAAGUCUGUGACCGCAGUUACCAUUGCGGAAAUCAUCGUGUUCAGUCUGGUCGGCGCUAUCACGUAUGUCUAUGUCGGAACGCAGUAUAUGACCGCUCCCGCCUUCGGCUCUCUCGGCAACGAUGUGUACAAGAAGGUUUCAUUCUCGUUCAUGAUUCCGACCAUGAUCUUCUUGGGUGUCCUGUACGCCUCAGUCUCGGCGCGAUUCAUCUUCUUCCGCUUAUUCGAGGGAACCCGCCACAAGGGUAACAACACCGUUGUUGGAUGGGCUGCCUGGGCUGGAAUCCUUGCUGGGCUGUGGAUCAUGGCUUGGAUCAUUGCGGAGGUUAUCCCCUUCUUCUCGGAUCUUUUGUCGAUUAUGAGUUCGCUUUUCGAUUCAUUCUUCGGUUUCAUUUUCUGGGGAACUGCGUAUAUGCGCAUGCGCGCUGCGGAUCAUGGUCCUCGCUUCUUUAUGGUUCGGGGUAUUCGUGGUUGGUUGGGAUUCAUUUUUAAUGUUUUCCUUAUUCUUGUUGGAUUCUUCUUCUUGGGACCUGGUACUUAUGCUGCCGUUAUGUCUGUUGUAAGCAGUUACCGGGAAGGCACCGUCGGCGGCGUCUUCACCUGUGCCAGUAACGCACUCUAA
Molecule: messenger RNA, 1521 nt
Organism: Penicillium canescens
Lineage: Eukaryota; Fungi; Ascomycota; Eurotiomycetes; Eurotiales; Aspergillaceae
Product: putative neutral amino acid permease
Exons: 4
Coding region: 1-1521 (506 amino acids)
Biological process (GO): amino acid transmembrane transport
Cellular component (GO): vacuolar membrane
Molecular function (GO): amino acid transmembrane transporter activity
Source: RefSeq, a predicted model, not a curated record